CGCCGUGUAGGUCAAUGAUAAUUCGGGUCACAGCACACCACCCCAGACCACCCAUUUGGGCGGCACGCCCCCCACUGAAUUAUCCGCCGUGCUGCAUUUCUCUCUGUCUGUCUGUCCAUCUGUCCAUGCUGAGCUUGUCGGUCAAGAACAGGUCCGUGUGAGCUCACUCACGCGUGACGCACCACGCAGGCAGGUGAACACCGACGCAUCACCUGAGACCCAGAAACGAAGCCAGAGAGAGGUCCAUUCCGACCCCCUCCCCCCGCGACCUCCCUCCUCCACUCACCUUAAUCGCGUCGCAUACGAUCGAUCAGUCACAUCAUUGUUGGCGGCGAUCGAGAUCUGCCGUCUCCACCCGGCCCCUGCUGCCCCAUCAUUGCCCCCGCCGGGCCGGAGCCAGCGGGCAUUGUCACCGCCCGCAUGUCCCUUCGAACACCCUCAGGCACCAUCGGGGAAGCCCCCGCACUCGGACCACCUUGCUGCUGAUACUGCUGAAACUGCUGCGGGUGGGACGGCAUCUGCAUCUGCUGCCCGUGUGUGGUUUGUUGAGGCAUGGGCGCACCUUGCUGCUGCUGCUGCUGCUGCUGCGGAUACGCACCUCCCAUUGCAACCAUCCCAGGGGCAGCUGACGGAGCGGUUGGCUGCAUUGGGGGCCCCUGUGCUGGUGGGGGAUAGCCAUGCACCAUGUUGCCGUCAGUGAGGGGGCCGCUGUGGAAGGACUGAGGGUAAGGAGCGUACCCAUUCUGCUGCUGCUGCUGUUGGUGAUGCUGUGAAGGCGCCGAGCUGGGCCUCUGCUGCUGUUGUGGGGCGGCAUUGUUGAAUGGUGGCUGCUGGGUGGGCUGAUAGCCCAUCAUCGACUGUGGCGCAGCCAGCCUCUGAGGUUGCAUUGGCUGGUCUUGGCUGGUUUGUCGCGGCACCCCACUGGACAGCGUGUCGGCAUUCCUCUGCAUCUGCAUCGUCAGCAGAUCCUGAGCCGGGCCGCCAAUAGCACCACCCCCACUCGCCACCGGCCCCGACACUGAUAUGGACCGGCCGAAGGGAUCUGCCGGCAUUGUGGGCGACGGCACUUGUGAGUACGGCUGAGGGGGCGACGCCGUCAUGUCACUCGAUACACGAGCAGACGGCGUCGAGCUCGUCCGUGGUAGCCCCCCCGACCUACCAUCGACCAUGGGUGACGCAAAGGGCUGCCCCUGCAUGGUCCGCAUCGGGGGCUGCAGGCUGCCACCACCCAUCCCCAUUCCACCACUGGCCAUCGGCUGCGGAUAAGAGGGGCUCUGCAGCGGUGAUGAUGAUCUCGCUGGCACCAUCGGCUGGUUCUGGUACGGAGCGGUGGGCGGAGGGGACGAUCCGACAGAGUACGACGUCGGCUGGGCCGCUGCUGUGGGAUCGUUGGCGGCUUGCAUGAUGAUGCCGGCACCGACGUCAGGCAACGGGGGCUGCUGUGGCUGUGUAGGAUAGAAACCGGUCGCGGGCAGAGACGGAGGCAUUGUGGGGGAGGGGGGGCGGGCAGCCCGUUGCGGCGGCAUCUGCUGUUCUUGCUGUUGCUGCUGAUACUGAUGCUGCUCCUGAGCCUGCGACUGAAGCACCGGUGCAGGGGAUCUCCUCCACUCGUUGAUCAAAUCCAGACCGCCUCCGACGUCCUGACCGCCAGGGGACGGUCCAUGUAUGUGCUGCAUCUGCAUCAUGGGCUGGGUCGGCUGCUGCUGUGCCGACUGCAGACCGCCACUGAGUUGCGUCGGCGGCACGCUCGGGUCGAAUGAGGGGCUCAUGAAUGACGGCAUCCCGUUGGCCUGCACCAUGCCGCCCUGCUGCAUCAGCGGUGGUGGAGACGGGGGAGGGAGACUCGCCGUCUCCCGUGGCUGUCGUUGCUGCUGCUGCUGCUGUUGCCAGGGCGGUGAUGGUGGCAGAGGGGCAUGAUGGUUUGGUGUGGGCUGGGGGGGCUGGGGGGGCAGAGAGAACAGAUCGGGAGGGAGACCAGGGCUCGCCGGCUUGCCGUUGCCUACAGGGGGCAUCCCAGCCAUCACACCAUCAUUCGGCGAGGCGUUGUGCAUCAUGUUGUUGGGAAGCGGCGGUCGGAACGCCUGCUGCUGCUGCUGCUGAUGUGAGGCCUCGUCGACGGCAGGUGGCAAGAAGCCCCAUCCCGAGUUGAGCUGUGGCUGUGGCGGUCUCGCCUUGCCAGCAUCGCCUUCAUCAAACACCGCCCAAUUGCCCCCUCCCCCGCCACCACCACUGGCCGUAACAGGGCCUGGUGCGUCGCUCAGCUGCUGCACCGGCGAGGGGAAGCCCUGCCAGCCACUGUUGGCGUCGAAGCCCGCCGUCGCCCAUUGCGGCGGGGAGGCCGGUGGCGGGCUCGGUGACGACGUCCAGCCCGCGAACGGCUCACCUCCACCAACGGCUUGGCCCAGAUGUUGGUGUCUCUUCUUCUUGGGCUUGUCCUUGUCCUUGCUUGGCUUCUUGCCGCCCCCCAUGGCCACCGCAGAUGGAUCGAUGGGGGCGAACUUGAAGUCAGGGUUGUGGUCCCGCGCCUGCUGGCUCAUCCGCUGCGACUUCUGCAGCACCGCCGGCGGCAGGUACGACUGCAGGGCCGAUGGGGAGAUGGACGCAUACUUGCUGAGGAUGCGGCACAGCUCAGCAGCAGACGGGCGGUCGCGGGGGUCGGCCGCCAGCAUCCAGUGGACCAGGUCCAGCAGCUUGGGGCCGACGCGGAGCUUGCCCCCUCCCUGACCCCCACCCCCACCCCCACCGCCCCCGCCGGUGGACACCCGGAUCGUGUCGAGUGGCAUGGAGUAGUUGGCGUUGGCUAUGGCGAGUGGGGACUGGUCCUGGAAAGGGUGUCUGUAGAAGACAAGGGUGUAGAGGAUGCAUCCGAGCAUCCAGAUGUCGACCUUGUCGCUCAGCUCGUAGCCCUUGUAGAAGUCCACCAUCUCAGGCGGCCGGUACAUCAUGGUCGUGUACUUCUCAAUCUCCUCCUGCAGCUUCAGCAGACGCUCACGGGCACACGUCUUGGGCUGGAUCUGCUCCGUAGAGCAGCUGCCGAAGUCGCACAGCUUGUAGUGCCCGCCAGCCCCCAAAAUGUUCUCGAUUUUGAGGUCGCGGUGCACUAUCGGCGGUCUCUGGCCGUGCAGGUGCGCCACCCCUUUGCAGACGUCGUGGAAUAUGCCCACGAUGACGUCCUCGGCGAGCUGCCCGUCAUGGGCGUCCAGGAGACUGAGGAGGUGCCCGUCGCGGCAGAAUUCCAUGAGGAUGCAGACCUCUCUGCUCUGCCCGCCCCCUCCACUCUCGCCCGCCAGUAUGGUUGACCCGAGGUAGCGCACCACGUUGGGGUGGCUGGGGAUGCGCUCGAGCAUCUCGAUCUCCCGCUUGGCCAACGUGUACCGCUCCUUGUCCUGGCACAGGAUUUUCUUGAGGGCGUACUCCUCCCCACUGCCCGUGUCGCGAACCACAAAGACGAAUGCGAAUCCGCCCUCGCUGAGCUUCCGCUCCUCCCACACGACGCGCUCGCCGAUCUGGUAGGUCCGCCCCGAGCCGAGCUUGCCGCGGACGUUGGCACGCAGGUUCUGGGCCGCCUGCACCAGAUUGCUGCUGAGAUUCUUCAGGCCUUGCAUCGCCGGCAGACAGAGACGGACGGUAGGUGGUAUGAAGGUGGUCCGUUCACUCACUCACUUCACUCACCUCCCUGCAGCAGAGUCGAACAAACAUUUGGAUAGGUGAAGAUGCCCCUGGGUGCUGUGCUCGUGGAGUGAGUGCCAUUUCUCUUUCUUACCAGAGCAGUGAACCCGCAGUCAACACACCAGUCGGUCGCCACAGAAUGCUUCAAUCUCGACGUCAGUCGGGAAAUCUUCGUAACACCAUGGACAGGACACUACAGAGCGCCACAAUCGUUCGUCUUUCGCCUGAACAUUCCCUCCC
This is a messenger RNA of Vitrella brassicaformis, 3909 nucleotides long. The record is from the annotation of a GenBank genome assembly. Lineage: Eukaryota; Vitrellaceae.